Vombatus ursinus (common wombat) is the source of this 1116-nucleotide messenger RNA. RefSeq names its product coiled-coil domain containing 89 (gene CCDC89). The coding region runs from base 1 to 1116 and encodes 371 amino acids. NCBI's taxonomy places the organism in Eukaryota, Metazoa, Chordata, Mammalia, Diprotodontia, Vombatidae. The transcript has a single exon. The record is from RefSeq and is a predicted model, not a curated record.
AUGCCUCAGAAAGUGAAAACUCCCAAAAUGAAUUCUUCUACCUCAUCCUCUAAAGUCACAGGGGUAGAAAAUACAUUAAAAGAGCCGGAUGAUGAUGAUAUGGAGUGCAAAGAGCUAGAAGGUUUGAAAGAAGCCUUGGAGAACCUCCGCGGUCUAUCUAGUGAGGAAAAAAAUGAAAAAGCUCUGUUACGUUCCCGCCUCCAGGAGCAGUCUCAGCUCAUCUGCAUCCUGAAGCGCAGGGCUGAUGAGACGCUAGAGCGCUGUCGAGUCCUGGAGCAGCUCAACACGGAGCUGGAGGAGAAAAGGAUGAGGGACGCGGAGAGGCUGGAGGCCCAGACCCAGCGCACGCUGAAGCUGGAGGCCCGCUUCAUGGACCUGGCCGCCAACCACGAGGAGAUGAUCCGCUUCAAGGACGAACACAAGAGGCAGAAUGUGAAACUGAGAGAGGAGAACGAAAUCCUGAGGAGGGAGAACAGGGAACAUUUCAGCCAAGCCCUGAAGGACCAGGAGGCCAAAGUGUGUCAACUCACAGCCCAGGGAGAGAAUUUGUCCAGAGAGCUAGAGGCCCUGAAGGGGAAAUGUGCUGAAGACACCAGCCGCGCCAAAGCCCGAGAGAAGGAGCUGAUGGACCUGCAGCACCAGCAGGCCAACUCCCACGCGAAGGAAACCAGCUCCCUCCAAAGCCAGCUCCAGACCCUGGAGGAGCUGCACCGGAAAGCCCUGGCGAAGAUGGCCAAGGCCGAGGAGAAGCAGAAGGGCUUGAACUCCGAGCUGAGCAGCCGGCUGGAAAAAGUGACCAAGGAGAAGGAGGAGCUGCUGCAGCUCUCCAUGGAGAGGGGCAAAGAGCUUCAGAACAAACAGCUGGAGAUCCAGCAGCUGGAGGAGAAGCUGGAGAUGGCGGAGACAGCCCGAAAGAACGCGCUGGAUCGUUUUGAGCAGGAAGCCGCCACCGUGAAUAGCAGCCUGAGAGUUCAAGAGCUGGGCCGAAAGGUGGAGGGAAUCCAGAAGGCCUAUGAUGAGCUCUGGUUGCAGUCUGAAGCCUUCAAAAAGCACAGUCUGGAUCUUUUAACCAAGGAGAGGGAACUCAACGCCAAACUCCGACACCUUUUUCCAUAA